CCAUUGUUACAGACGGAGGCAGCCAGUCCAGCAGGAUGAUCCUCACUCUCUCCCUGGGCCUCUUGGUCCUGGUGCACAGUGCCUGGAGUACAUCUCCCCCAGGUCAGAUCCUCCAGACUCAUCCUCUCCUCCUGAAGCCCAGCUGCAAUGACUCUCGAGUAUUGUCUAUGGCGGGCUUUGCUUUGGAAAAGAUCAAUGAGGACCGGAAGGAAGGCUACAUCUUCAGACUCAAUCGAGUGGCUGAUGUCCGAGAACAUCAUCAGGCAGGUUCAGGCUCCGUGUACUACCUCACCCUUGAUGUAGUAGAUACGAAUUGUCACGUGCUCAGCAAGAAAAACUGGAAGGAUUGUGAGAUUGGGCAGUUCUUCGAAUCAGUUUAUGGCCAGUGCAAAGCCAUAUUUUAUGUUAACUUGCCAAGAAGAAUUCUCGACUUACCUGCCUAUAAUUGCACCAUUCGUCCAGUUUCCAGAAGAGAACUUGCCACAUUGUGCCCCGAUUGCCCUGUGUACAUUACCAACUUCUCAGAUCCAAGGAUUUUUCAAACUGUUAGUGAAUCUCUGGAAAAAAUCAACAAGGAGACUACAGUGGGGAAGGCAUUUCAUCUCUUCAAAGUUACCAAAGUUCUUACUUAUUGGGUCAGGGGCCCUUCCUACUCCGUGGAAUUCUUAGUCACCGAGUCUCCCUGCACCAAGUCGCUGCCUAAAAAAUGUCUGCCACCACCUGCUAAUGCCCAGCCUGUAGGGAUUUGCAAGGGUUCCCUAAGUGGUGACCACAUCAAAAAAUAUGUCUCUGGGACGUGUGAAUUCUUCCAAAGCCAGCCAACUUUGGCUCCUGAGAGCCAUCCUCCGGAGCACCAGGUUCCACAGCAACUGGCUUCUUCCACGGAUGCACCCCCACUGGAGGAGCCAAAGGGAUCUGUCCAGUUAUUGCCUGACCCGUCUGUAGGGAAGUUUGAAGACUUCCAGGAAAAGAGACCCAUUGUGACCUUUCCUGUACAUGUCAGCUUGACUACAGAGCCCCUGGGAGAGGUCCUACACCUACCAUCCCAUUACCUGCUGGAAAAAGAGGAGCUACCCAUUGUGCUUCCUUUUCCAGAAGGAUUAAGAUCAAAUGAGUGUCCAGGACCUGCUGAGUACCCUAAUUCUCUGAUUCUUCCACCAUGAAAGUCAAUUUCUCUCUGUCUGUCUCUGCUCUUUCUGUCUUUCUGUCUCUGUUUCUCUGUCUCUCUGUCUCUGUCUCUGUCUCUGUCUCUGUCCCUCUCUCUCUCUCUCUUUCUCUCUCUCUCAUACACACACAUCUGGUAUCAUCCUUGCAAUGGAGAGAUGGAGGGGAAAGAGAGAAUAUCUGGUAUCCCACAAUUCCAUGCUGAGAAUAAUAAAGUUUUUUCUUUUUUGGCCCCUCA
This is a messenger RNA of Antechinus flavipes (yellow-footed antechinus), 1402 nucleotides long. RefSeq names its product fetuin-B-like. The transcript has 7 exons. Gene Ontology annotation, cellular component: extracellular region. NCBI's taxonomy places the organism in Eukaryota, Metazoa, Chordata, Mammalia, Dasyuromorphia, Dasyuridae. The record is from RefSeq and is a predicted model, not a curated record. Bases 36 to 1163 code for a protein of 375 amino acids. Gene Ontology annotation, biological process: binding of sperm to zona pellucida; negative regulation of endopeptidase activity. Gene Ontology annotation, molecular function: cysteine-type endopeptidase inhibitor activity; metalloendopeptidase inhibitor activity.